AUGUCACAAUUCAAUCAAUAAUAGAAUCAGAUUGCAAUCUGUUAAUAAUGCGGCGCAAAAUAUAGAAGAGGAACAACUCACAACUGUGUAGCACAGAUCAGAGAAGAAUAUGACUUAAAAUUCUAGUAGUAGGAUUAAAAACUAAAUGAUCUGCAAAAUCUUUAUAAUCAGCUCUAAUAGAAUCUGAAUAGAGUUAGCAAUGAGCCAAGGCCUGGAUCUGGCUAUGGAGCGUUAAAUUAAGGAAAUUUUGGAAUAAUUCCAGACCAAUAAUAAUUAACGUCAUAGAUCAAAUUUCAUGAAAGUAAGAUAGACUGGAUUAUAGAUGAAGUUAAAGAAAAAUUCAAAAGCACUGAGAAUAGAAUUUAUGCUAUGAAUAAGGAAAUAGGAGCUCUCUAAUCAAAUAGAUGCUGUGUCCAUUGUAAUAUGGAACCUAGAAUUUAAAAAAUUAUAAGUCCCAAUGAAUAGUUAUUUGAAAACUAAUGGGGAUAUGCUAAACCUAAUGAUAAUAAUAUGGGGAAUUAUUUCCAUCAACAACAACAGCAACAGCAUCCCAAUAACAAUUUUAAACGAUAGGAAAGACAAUAAGAUUAGAAUUAUCGAGAAAAAAGUCCAAAUUUAUUAAGAUAAGAUAUAGGGCAACAAAAUUUUAAUGAAAGAGUUCCUAUUAACAGAUAACCAAUUAAUAACUAUGAUGUAUAAGGUAGAUUAUUACAUAAAUCUCGAGACACAUCAAUGGAUAAUAGACCAGCAUUUUAAACAAAAUAGAACAGUUUUUCUGGUUUUCCUGAAGAUUAAGUCACUCCUGGCGUAUACUAUGAUCAUCAGAAAAAAAAUGCAAGUUCAGAGUUCUUACAAGACCCUCCUAUUUUUAAUUAAAUCUAGCAGCAACAACCAAUUUAAAAUCGAAACUAGCAAUAGCAGAGACAACCUUUACAGUAUUAGUAAAACUAACAGCAACCGCUAUUUGAUUCUUCAAUAUUUGGUCAAGAAAACCCAAAUCUACCUCACUUUAAUCAGCAAAAUAAUUAGCGGCAACAACAAUAGUAUCAAAAUCAACAUCAUCCCCCAAAUCAGUUUUAAUAACAACAAUAGCAGCGAGAUUCUAGGCAAAACAUGAACCAAAAUCAAUUCUAAAGACAUGAUCCUUUGAUGGAUAUGAAUGCAGCAUAAGAUGUAAAUUAUCGCCGGGAUGAUAGGCAACUCAAUGAUUAUCUUUAAGAAGAGGUAAAAAGGGUAAAGUAACCUAUGACAAAAAUAGUUAUGAAAAAUGAAUUAAUACCAAAUUAAGGCAAUACUUAAGAUCUUAACUUUGAUCCUUAUGGAGAAUAGAACUAGAAUAUUGAAUUUGGAUCAAAAACUGAAAGAGAAAUCUUAGAUUAAUUUGAUGAUUUAACAAUUUAAUCCUCUCAAAUUGGAGAAAAAGACGAUGAAACUAGAAUUGUAAAAAAUGAAACAGGAAGCAUAAGUGCACAACUAAAUCUUUCUUCUAUUCCUUUGAAGUUAGUUGUAUACAUGUAAAGGACUACUUAAAAACCAUUAUUAAGGACAGGUGCAUCAAUGAUUGAAAAAACAGAGUAUUAUAAUGUUGUAAAAAACUACGUCAUAUAUUACUAGAUGUUUUUCAAUGAAAAUAGAAAUGAAAGAAUGACAUUUGUUCAGAUAAUUUCAAGUCGCAAAAUGCCUAAGAAAAAUGCAUAAACUAAAAUAGUUGAAUGGUUAAAGCUAUUCGCUAAAUUAAAUGAUGUUUUUGGAGGCUAUAGUUAUAAUAUGAAAAAACAGAGAUUGUCCUGCAUUUUAGUGAUGUCCUUCAAGAAUUAUUAGGAUUUAAGAAAGUUGCAAGAAAGCGAUGGUAAAAUCGCUGAAUUCGACCUUAUAGAUCUCAAUCUAGAUAUUUAUAAUGAUGACCAAGUGCUCAAAGAGUGGGAAGCCUCUGAAGAAUUUAUAUUUUGA
Messenger RNA from Stylonychia lemnae, 1950 nucleotides. The record is from the annotation of a GenBank genome assembly. Lineage: Eukaryota; Ciliophora; Spirotrichea; Sporadotrichida; Oxytrichidae.